Aspergillus terreus NIH2624 is the source of this 1293-nucleotide messenger RNA. RefSeq lists its product as uncharacterized. The transcript has a single exon. Lineage: Eukaryota; Fungi; Ascomycota; Eurotiomycetes; Eurotiales; Aspergillaceae. The coding region runs from base 1 to 1293 and encodes 430 amino acids. The record is from RefSeq and is a predicted model, not a curated record.
AUGGCUCUGUAUCGGGGGUCACCAAACAUGAUGCCCGUUUUCAUGAUUCUCGCGAUCAUUCUACUAUCUCCUGUUGCCGCUGCUGGAUCAGUAUUGCAGGAGUCGUCGCAUUUUCUCUCCCGUUUGCACCGCCGUGCGAACAGCUUCUCGACUGACCCCCCGUUGGAUGAGCCGCUUCUGGCGAUCCAGAUCGGGGGCAUUGUCGGUGCCUACGUGAUUUUUGUUGCCAUUCUCCUAAGCCUGUUGCUUUUUGUCGGUCGACGGCUGCGACGAACGGUGCAAACCUCCAACUAUUCCCUGCAGAUGGAAAUGAUGAGGCCAGUUAAGUCCUCUAUCAGUUUAGAUCCUAGCCCCAUCACCCCUGUAUCUGCACACCUUCCGCCGCCAGGAAAGAUGAACGGCUCCCAUGGAUCCUGGAGCACCUUGACCAAAGGGUCCCGGUCUCAUCUCUCCGGCAACGGUAGCGUUGGCACCAUCGAUGAGUCGGUGGUGACAACCGACCGACGCAGGGCACAAGAAGAUUUGGAGAUGCUCUAUGCGGCUGUCAUGGAGUAUGACGAGCAGAGGGCGGCGGGGAAGGAUCCCAUGCGCGACGAGAAAGAAGUGCAGUCGCCCGACAGUGCUCAAAGCAAUCCGUUCACGGAUCGGGCGUCGAGAGUGUCAGACCAACCACCUCUCACGCAGAUGGCUCCCAUGAGCCCCCGAUCCAGUUCGCGACUGUCCAAGCUCUCGUCGAUGUCGCUGUUCAACUCCAACUCUCGUCCUCAGGCAAAUGUCAGCAAGCUGCGGUCUCCCCGACUCCCUCUUCGGAAGAUGUCCAUCUCUUCUCCUCUGGCGUCUCCGGACGUGCAUGCUACCACGUCCUAUGGCCAGGAGCAGAUGCCCUUGAGUCCGCGACUCUACAAUCCUCCCCCUCCGCCGGCGCCCCCUGGUGCGAGCCAGAUCUCUCUUGGGAAGCCACCUGGGGGCCGGGCACCGGCCCCUGCUCCAUUGAGUCUGUCUACUCCCGGGCAGAGCAAGUCGUCUCUGCCGUUCCGGGACGCGUAUCCUCUGCAGAGUGCGCCCGCCACAAAGACGACGGUCUUGGAACGCCCGGCGAAGCCUUUGAAUGGACCUCGCACCGGACUGCCCACUCCAUACAGCCCGUACAUGCCAUUUACCCCGGUGACGCCGCUCACACCCAGCCGAAUUGUGACGAGGAAGCAGCGAAAACGAGAAGCGAAGGAGAACGGGUUGCGGGUGCUGAAUGAGGAUGAUAUAGUUCGCGAUGAUGAAGAGGUGUGGGGGUAUUAA